AAGCUCACCACCACCCCAUCCUUUUCUUUUACCUUCUUUUUUUUUUCUUUUCCUUUUUUGCUCUCCAUGGCUUCCACCUCCUCAUCAGCCAUCACCUCUCCCUUUGCAAUUCUCUACCAAAGCGAGCAUCACUACUACUAGUGCUCCUUCCACUCUCUCCUCCUCCUUACACUGUCCCUCCAUGGAGGAGGCCCCUGCAAGAAGCGCCUAAGGAUCCCUCCAUUCGGGUUCACCCCACCACAAUGGCGGCGGCCAACGCCGGCGCCAUGGUGCGCUUCGUGGCGGCGUUCUUGGCGGCGGUGCUGGUGAUGAUGGUGCCAUGCGCGCCGCGGGCGGCGGCGGCGGCGGUCGGGGUGAACUGGGGCACCGUGUCGGCGCACCGCAUGCCGGCGCCCGUCGUGGUGGAGCUCAUGCGCGCCAACCGCAUCGGCAGGGUCAAGCUCUUCGACGCCGACCAGGCCGCCCUCCGCGCGCUCAUGGGCAGCGGCCUGCAGGUCAUGGUCGGGAUCACCAACGAGAUGCUCCAGGGCAUCGCCGCCUCCCCCGCCGCCGCCGACGCCUGGGUCGCGCGGAACGUGUCGCGCUACGUCGGCCCCGGCGGCGCCGACAUACGGUACAUUGCUGUGGGAAAUGAGCCAUUCCUGACAAGCUAUCAGGGGCAAUUCCAGUCAUAUGUUCUUCCAGCAAUGACCAAUAUUCAGCAAUCAUUGGUGAAAGCUAAUCUUGCAAGGUACAUCAAACUAGUUGUCCCAUGCAAUGCUGAUGCAUAUCAGAGUGCAUCUGUUCCAUCACAGGGAGUGUUCAGACCUGAUCUGAUUCAGAUUAUUACCCAGCUCGCUGCUUUUCUUAGCUCAAGUGGUGCUCCUUUCGUGGUCAAUAUCUAUCCAUUCCUCAGCCUUUACCAGAGCUCUGAUUUCCCACAAGAUUAUGCCUUCUUUGAUGGAUCUAGUCACCCAGUUGUGGAUGGCCCUAAUGUGUACUACAAUGCUUUCGAUGGCAAUUUUGACACAUUAGUUUCUGCUUUGAGCAAGAUUGGCUAUGGGCAGCUACCAAUUGCGAUUGGCGAGGUGGGUUGGCCAACUGAAGGGGCACCAAGUGCAAACCUGACUGCAGCAAGGGCAUUCACCCAAGGCCUGAUCAGUCAUGUUUUAAGCAACAAAGGAACUCCUCUACGUCCUGGGGUGCCUCCGAUGGAUGUAUAUCUUUUCAGCCUUCUUGAUGAAGAGCAGAAGAGCACAUUACCUGGCAAUUUCGAGCGACACUGGGGAGUUUUCUCAUUUGAUGGACAAGCCAAGUACCCUCUGAAUCUUGGAUUGGGCAGUCCAGUUCUGAAAAACGCCAAAGAUGUGCCAUAUCUUCCUCCACGGUGGUGUGUUGCGAACCCUGGUCGAGAUCUUAACAAUGUCGAGAAUCACCUAAAGCUUGCUUGUACUAUGGCUGAUUGCACCACCCUCUACUAUGGUGGCUCAUGCAAUGCUAUUGGGGAGAAGGGCAACAUCUCAUAUGCUUUCAACAGCUACUAUCAGCUGCGGAAACAGGACGCCCAGAGCUGUGAUUUCGAUGGACUUGGCAUGAUCACUUACCUUGACCCAUCCAUCGGUGACUGCCGCUUUCUUGUUGGUAUAGAUGACAGUAGAACAUCUACAAUCUAUUCUUCAGGUGACUGUUCUCGGAGGCGCUUUGGAUUGUGGAUCUUGGCGUUCUUGGUAAUUGGGUUCCUUCAGAUUGGGGUUUAUUUGUGAUUUUGGUUGUCGAGAGUCGACUUUAAACAGCUCCCUUGGGCACACUUCCCAUGUCCUUGUGAAGUAGCUUCGUCAAUUGGUGGCUUCUAGAUGUAGGAAAGGGGGGACACUGUUAGAUGUACAUGAUCACUAGCUUGUUCUUGGGAUUGUGCUGUCCAAUUCUGCAACUUCCGAUCUUCAUGCUAAGGUGGCCAAAAGCUUUCUCUAGAUUGAAAUGAAGAUGGUAGAUGUUGUUGCAACCUGAUUCUGCCAUUCUUUGGUACCACCAUUUUGAUUUGGGGCGAAUAUAUUUCUUUUGUAGGGGGUAUAUGAGGCUAUGGUAUUGCUGUGGUCUUAAAGAUACCUCAUGAAACCGCUGAAAUUCAUACUGGUGGAAUCACGAGAAAUUGUUUUGUUUGACUAGCUUUGUCCACUGGAUAUACAUUAGGGUUUUUGUG
Messenger RNA from Oryza sativa Japonica Group (Japanese rice), 2179 nucleotides. Its product is annotated as glucan endo-1,3-beta-glucosidase 5. Gene Ontology annotation, biological process: carbohydrate metabolic process. NCBI's taxonomy places the organism in Eukaryota, Viridiplantae, Streptophyta, Magnoliopsida, Poales, Poaceae. Gene Ontology annotation, molecular function: hydrolase activity, hydrolyzing O-glycosyl compounds. The record is from RefSeq and is a predicted model, not a curated record. Gene Ontology annotation, cellular component: plasma membrane.